AUGUCAACUCCAUCGGACAGCACAAAUGGCGAAAAAAAAUCUUCUGCGACUGCUAACGGGGAAGCGAAGCAAAAAAACGAAUCAAAGCGUUCAAGAUCCGAGUCCAGACAUUCGUCAAAGGACAAAGACGGGGGUCAAUCGUUUGAUACGGCUAUUCCAGUAUUAUCGGCUUAUGGUUAUGCUCUAGGGGACACUCUGGGGAAAGGUUCAUACGCAGUCGUAAAGGCUGCUUACUCGAGGAAACUUAAAAAACAAGUCGCCGUCAAAAUAGUUACAAAGAAAAAAGCUCCGGAAGAUUAUUUGACCAAGUUCCUGCCUCGCGAGAUUCAAGUCAUGAAACACUUGCGCCAUGAAAACGUCGUGGGACUCCACGAAGCCAUCGAGACGAGCUCUAGAAUCUACAUCAUACUGGAUCUAGCAGAUAAUGGCGACCUCUUGGAGUUCAUAAGAACAAAUGGUCCAAUCCAAGAAGACGAGGCAAGGAAACUUUUCCACCAGCUUGUCGACGCAACGGAAUACCUGCACAACAAAAGUGUGGUUCAUCGGGAUUUAAAAUGCGAAAAUAUUCUACUGAACCACGGUAAUCGAAUUAUCGUCUCAGAUUUUGGUUUUGCGCGCACGCAGCACAUCGUGCCCGAGACUGGAAAGAGGCGUUUGAGUCAGACAUUCUGUGGUUCUUAUGCAUACGCGCCUCCAGAGAUACUACGCGGCAUCGCGUAUGACGGCACCUUGGCUGAUAUAUGGAGUCUAGGGGUUGUGUUAUACACGAUGGUUUGCGCGAGUCUUCCUUUUGAUGACACCAACCUCAAAGUCCUCCUGGAACAAGUGUCGCGAGAGGUGGUUUUCUCGAGACGGAGAAAGGUAUCAGAUGAGGCGAAAGACUUGGUAAAGAAAAUGUUGGUGGCAGAUGUAUCUGUGCGACUUAGCAUAGAGAACAUACGAAAGCACCCGUGGUUUUUGGGAAUAAAGUUGAAUGAAGUUCCGAAGAUCGAGGAAGGGUCUGUGAAGAGCACGCAAAGUGGAUCGAACGAGGCAAGCCGUAGCAGUAGCAAGAGGUCUGGCGAUUCGGGGUAUUCCGGAGACACCGAUAUAUAAACUUGUGAUAAACUUGGAGAUUAUAUAUCUUUGAAUGUGAAGGCGAAGUGUUUCAACGAGAUCUCAGCAGGCAGACAAGCAGAAUACA
Messenger RNA from Actinia tenebrosa (Australian red waratah sea anemone), 1183 nucleotides. RefSeq names its product testis-specific serine/threonine-protein kinase 3-like. Lineage: Eukaryota; Metazoa; Cnidaria; Anthozoa; Actiniaria; Actiniidae. Gene Ontology annotation, biological process: intracellular signal transduction; microtubule cytoskeleton organization; protein phosphorylation. Gene Ontology annotation, molecular function: ATP binding; tau-protein kinase activity. The record is from RefSeq and is a predicted model, not a curated record. Gene Ontology annotation, cellular component: cytoplasm.